Oppia nitens is the source of this 1155-nucleotide messenger RNA. RefSeq lists its product as uncharacterized. Gene Ontology annotation, biological process: protein phosphorylation. Lineage: Eukaryota; Metazoa; Arthropoda; Arachnida; Sarcoptiformes; Oppiidae. Gene Ontology annotation, molecular function: protein serine/threonine kinase activity; ATP binding. Gene Ontology annotation, cellular component: cytoplasm. Bases 1 to 1155 code for a protein of 384 amino acids. The transcript has a single exon. The record is from RefSeq and is a predicted model, not a curated record.
AUGUCUGGCUCAGGUAGAUUUAAUGUGACCCGAGUGUCAAAUCAGUCAUCACAAACAACUGGACGUUUCAAUGUUACCCGAUCGUCAACAGGACCCACUCCAACUACAGAUCAAUCAACACAAAGUAGGGAACAGGCAUCUGGCAGUGAACCACCAAUUUCAGAAAUAUAUCCAAAUUUGAAUGAUUUAUUGGACAAAUGGCAGCAAUGGUCGGAUGUUGGWGACCAAUAUAAGGUAUUAAUACCUAAAGAUCUACCGUUGYUGGUGGAUGAGGUGAGAAUAGCUGAAGAGAAUGGCAUUAAUUUUAUUGAAAUGAUAGGUUCCGGUGGUUUCGCCAGUAUAUGGAAAGUCAAAUGUAGUAGACUUUUGUCAAACAGACAAGGAAUGUCCAACUAUACAGAUAAAGAGAUCGCCUGUAAAAUAAUUUCAUUGCAGAGAUACGCCAGGAAUCGGACACCUUAUGAAGCGGUCAAUGAAAUGCUCAGAGAGUACACUAUUCACAAACAUUUAGUUCAUCCAAAUAUUGUCCGAUCGGAAGAAGUGUUUAACAUUAUCGAUAAGCGGACAGAGUUUCCAUUUGUCAGACAUUUGCAUUUUAUGGAAUUAUGCACCGGUAGUCUACAACAACUUAUGAAUGGGGGGACACUAAGCGAAACUGAUGCCAGGGUAUGGUUCAAACAAGUGUGUCAAGGGCUCAGGUAUUUACACAGCAAAGGUGUCGCACAUUUGGAUAUUAAAAUUGAGAAUAUUCUAUAUAUUGACAGUAAUGGUGAGCGAACUUACAAACUGUGCGAUUAUGGUUUGUCCCGAAUUGCACAACAGGUGUUUGGUUUUACCGGAACAAUCAGGUAUAUGGCACCGGAAUCGCGAACUCUUGUAUCGCAGACACCAAUUCAGACAUUUCCCAUUGACAUCUGGUGUUUGGGACUCGCCGUCUGUGAAUCGUUGGGUGGAAACCGGAAGCACAACGAAAUCAGAGACAUCAUCAACAGUAUUACCGAUCAAACUGUGGUAAACCAUAUGGUUGAAGAGGGCCGUCUCAGACUAACAACCUAUGAGUUUUGUCAGCUCAUACAAUGUAUGGUUGUCAUCAAUCCUAUAUACAGACCUACUAUUCAUCAAAUUAUAGCUCACCGAUGGCUUCAAUUAAAUUAA